Messenger RNA from Penicillium canescens, 449 nucleotides. RefSeq lists its product as uncharacterized. The record is from RefSeq and is a predicted model, not a curated record. Bases 62 to 232 code for a protein of 56 amino acids. The transcript is spliced from 2 exons. NCBI's taxonomy places the organism in Eukaryota, Fungi, Ascomycota, Eurotiomycetes, Eurotiales, Aspergillaceae.
GAUAGCUUCAUAUCUCGUCUACGCACAUCUCUCUCUAACAUUCACAUCCAACCUAUUCAUAAUGUGUAUGAAGGCUACUUGCUCGUCCUGCAACAAGGCCACCUGGUGGGGCUGUGGUAGCCACAUCCCUUCCGUCAUGGAUUCAAUCCCCACAUGUGACUGGUGUACCUGCACGCCUCAGGUCGAGAAGGAUGGAAAGAAGUAUCCUCCCAAGGCCGCCAAGGCCGGUUGACUAUCUGAAUGUGUGAUCUGUUAGGAGUUCGUGUUGGGUGGAGUGGAGCCGUGUUAUAUGUUUUUUGUUAUAAAGAGAGCAUAUGAAGAAAUCCUGUUUCGAUUUUUUAGAACGCCAAGAUUGGAUGCAGCAAUGGAUAUACAGUUAUAUGUACCGAAUCAUCCCUGUCGGUGGGGCUUUCCUAUCUCAGCCGCUUGCUUGAGUUGAGGCUCACUAA